GGAAAGGAUCAACCAUGGAAGCAGUCAAUUUUGUGACUUAGACCACGCGGAAAGGAUCAACUAUUGAAUGCAGGGACCAAGUGUUUCUAAUAUGCAGCAUAAAACAUAGAAGUCGACUAGAAAACAUUUGAUCUCAAUUUCAUGGUAUUUUCAUGCACUUCAAGAUAAUCAUAUCUUUGUGUUACAGACUUUUAUAUAUAUAUAAAUAUUCACACAUAAACACAUACAUACUUUACAAUUGAGAUCAACAAAAAUCACAAGGUAGGAAAGAAACACUGGAGGGAAGAAGUUUUUGAGAGAGAUGUAUGUGACCAGGCCUCUUUCUCUCUACUUAAACUUUCCUGAUUCUCUUUCACUACCACCUGAGGGUCCAAAUUCUGGCUAUUUAGUUCUUCAAGAUGAAGAAUCUGAGACCACUUGUUGUUUCGGAUUUUGCAAUGACCCUAACCUCCAAGGCCUGCCAUUUCCUCAGAACAAGGACCUGGCUAUUCACUACUCAACAGGUGGAGGUGAGUACAGAAGCGAUCAUUAUGAUGAUGUUUCAUUCAUUCCAGUUCUUAAUCAGCCAUUGUCUUCCAAUCGCUAUUACGCAAUAAAGCCGCAUGGAAAGCAUAAAGGGGAAGCAUACGCUUGUUCAACAGAGGAAGACAAGGCUACCUGCUGUUUCUGCAGAUGUGUACAAGAUGUAAAGCCAAGGCCAUUAAAUCCCGAUGACAUGUAUCAGCAAUUUGAGUUUUUUCUUUACCCAACAUUUUGCAAAGCUGGGAGUAGUUUCUAUGCAAAAUCUGUUGCACCAGAUGGGCAUCCCCCGGACUUCUUGAGGAGAAAAGGGUGGGAUGUUAAAACCAAAAACCCCAGAAACUAUGAAUUAGGUGAAGCUCCAGGCCUCAACGCUGCCCUUCGUGCUCGCCUUCCAGAAUUCAACUUCCCGUUAGCAUGUAAAAAUUCUGAAGUUGUCAUCAUUGGGAAGUGGUAUUGUCCUUUUAUGUUUAUCAAAGAGGGAACUUUGAAAGAACAGAUGAAAGCAUCAAUGUUCUACGAGAUGACACUAGAGCAAACGUGGGAGAAGAUUUUCGCAUGUGAGAACAAUUAUAACGAAGGAAACAGUGUGUCUGUGGGUGUUGUAGUUCAGAAAGAAGUUGCCUUUGUUGCUCAAAGGGAAGCUGUUUGGGAUGAGAAAAAAGUGGUUGAUGGGGCAAUAUGGUUUACAGGUUUUGGUGGUGUAGGAGAAGAUUUAAGAGUGGGCUUGAGCUUAGCAAUUGUAGAGAGGAUGAAAUGGGAGCAAGAAAGAGGUGGGUGGAUUGGUGGGGAAGAAAGGCAAAAGAGGGUGAAGAGAGUAGAGGAGUUUGGAGGGAAUGGUGGGUGGAGAAGAUUUGGUUGCUAUGUAUUGGUAGAGAAGUUUGUGUUGAAAAGAAUGGAUGGGAGUGUUGUCAUGACCUACUCUUUCAAUCACACACAUCAGGUUAAGAGUAAAUGGGAAUGAGGAUUAUGUACCAUUUCUUUUGAAACAUUCAGAAAACUCCAAUUUAUCUUUUUUAUCGUGUGUAUGUUCAUGUUUUAUUUUGUUAUGUUCUUGUAAUUCUUCACUCAUGUAUCCCUAAAUUUUGAUAAUACAUACAAGUAUAUUGAAUUAUGGAUA
Cornus florida is the source of this 1639-nucleotide messenger RNA. RefSeq lists its product as uncharacterized. The transcript has 2 exons. Bases 302 to 1483 code for a protein of 393 amino acids. Lineage: Eukaryota; Viridiplantae; Streptophyta; Magnoliopsida; Cornales; Cornaceae. The record is from RefSeq and is a predicted model, not a curated record.